This is a messenger RNA of Lentinula edodes (shiitake mushroom), 969 nucleotides long. RefSeq lists its product as uncharacterized. The transcript has 4 exons. Lineage: Eukaryota; Fungi; Basidiomycota; Agaricomycetes; Agaricales; Omphalotaceae. The coding region runs from base 1 to 969 and encodes 322 amino acids. The record is from RefSeq and is a predicted model, not a curated record.
AUGCCAGCUUCCAAUCCGAACCAGUUGGUUGAAGAGUUCAAGAAAUCAGGAGAAUUCGACCGACUUCGCCGUGAACUAUUCGCGGAAUUUCAGAAAGGCGACCAUAUCUCUUCCUUCAACAAGAAGACUGAAGAUGUCGUCCAGCAGCGUUUUGCAUCAAUGAAAUCGCGAUCCUUCAUCAGCGCUAGAUUCAACAAGAAUGAAAGCAACCUUCGGACAGAGUUGUUGCAGGAAAUUCAACGUUACCCAUACGUUGAAACAACUGUAAACGACAUGCCGAUAUUCUCUGACAAAAGUUUCGAUGACAGCCUAAAGGAAUCCAUCUUACGAGCUCUCAAGGACCAGCCAAACGAAAAUGAAAGGAAUCGGGAAUCGAAGGAGAAAGUGGGAGACGAGAACGAUUUGGCCUCUCCCAGAGACUCUGAACACUCAAAUCACAAACGGGAAGAUGCAAUGGGCGGGUCUGCCGACAACAUCAGAGAAGAGAAGAAUACAAAGGCUGAGGAGGCCAGGAUUUUGAUCAAUGGUGCAAUAAAUACGAAUCCUCCCAUACGAUCUAAUUCCUCUUGUGCAGGCAACCACAAUCCUGCUGACACAACGUCGCCCUCCCCUCAGUCGCACCUGUCUGUAAACGGUACAAAAGAAUUCGACAAUACUCCCGAUGUCAAAGACCCUACAGUUUCGCCGCCGUCACUAACUAGACGAUCUUCUUCAAAUUUAUCCUCGCUAUCCUCCGUGUCGUCUCGUUCACCGUCUGUUAUUGCGGAAACAUACACGGAUAAAACAACAAUCGUACGCGUUCCCGCACCCGCGUCUUUGCCUGAGUCUGUGCCAGACGACGGGAGAAGUCAUACUACUCAGGACGGAAGCUCUAUGAGCCAGACGGAGCGUAGUAUUGCUCGUACUACUCAGCAAACAACCGAAGGCAGCUCAGAUGUCGUCAUGUCAAAUGCAAUGGCUAUUCAAUGA